AUUAAAGGUUUUAAGUUAAAAUAGAAUGAGUAAAGGAAAUGAAAAUGAAAUUCGUGUUUUGCGCCUUAAAAGCCCUGCAGGAGCCGAAGCUGCAAUUUAUAAAUGGCCAUUGCCAAAAUAUGAAACUCGUGACGGGGCAUUUGAAAUCAUUGACACAAUCAGGUGGGUUUGCAAAGAUUAUCCUGAUCUAGAGAUGGCAAUGGAGAAGCAUAUACUGGCAGAUUAUGACACAAAAAACUUUGAAAGCAUGAAGGAAUUAUGCAACAAAUACAAUAGAGCCAUUGAUUCUAUUUUACAAUUGUGGCAAGGUACAAGUAAAUCAGCGCUGCUUCAAACUCAACCUUCAACUGGCUUGUUGAAACACAUCAUGCAACAGGUUUACAACCAUAGUGUGUUGGAGCCGGAGAAGUUAAACCAAUAUGAACCAUUCUCACCAGAAGUUUACGGUGAAACUUCAUUUGAUCUCAUAUCACAGAUGUUAUGCGAGUUGAAAUUAAAGGAUGAUGAUGUUUUUCUUGAUCUUGGAAGCGGAGUUGGUCAGGUGGUGUUACAAGUAGCAGCUGCAUCACCUUGUAAACUAUGUCUGGGCAUUGAGAAGGCACCCUUGCCUGGGAAGUAUUCACAGAACAUGGACAAGGAGUUUCGUAAGUGGAUGCGUUGGUAUGGUAAGAAAUAUCGGCCGUACAAACUUGAGACAGGAGAUUUUCUAGAAGAAGAAUGGAAAGAUAGAAUUGCAUCUGCAACUGUUAUAUUCGUUAACAAUUACGCCUUCGGACCAGAAGUUGACCAUCAGUUAAAGGAAAGGUUUGCAAACCUAAAGGAAGGAAGCAAGAUUGUUUCAUCAAAGGCAUUUGCACAAGUCAACUUUCGAAUAACAGAUCGUAAUUUAACAGAUAUUGGAACUAUUUUGAGGGUUUCUGUUUUAUCUCCUUUAAGAGGUUCAGUGUCAUGGACGCCUAACCCUGUCACAUACUAUCUGCAGGUGGUUGAUCGUACAAUGCUUGAAAGAUAUUUUCUUGCACAAACUGACCCAAAACUACGUGAGGAGCUUGACAUGGAACACAGAAGAUCUAAAGAUAAUAGUCCAGCACUUAGCAUGUAUCGAAGCUUGGGUAAGGAAAAUGCAAAACCAGUGUCAGAUCAUAUCACUGAGAAAGAUGUAAAAGAUUCAAAGAAAUCAAACAAUUUUAAAAAGUCAAGUAUCUCACCAAACAACACAAAAAAGCAUCAACGUAUUCUAAGUACAAGUGACAGUGAUGCGCAAGCAGAUUCGGAUUUUGGAGAAGCUGGCAUCACUGUGGGAAGUUUAGCGAGUGAUUCCUCGGAUGACUUUGCUCCUCCAAUUAAGAAGAAGGGUUUGGGAGGACACAAACGAAGCCGGAGCAAAAGUUUCUUGAAGACAAACAAGAUGCGAGUAAAGCCGGAAAAAAAUGUGAAGGUUGAAGAAAUAUCGGAGAGUGAUCAUCGUAGUAAACGUGCAAGGAGAAGUGGUAGAAGACCUGCAACAAAGUGUGUACGGAGCUCGCUUUCUACUCCCACUUCUACUGGCUUAGAUAAUGCAAAACUUAUGAAACCCAUCAAUAAGAGGGCUAUGGAUAAUCACAAUGCCAUCCAACUUCUACAUGAGGUGACUGUGGGCAGUGAUGUGAGAGAUCCAGGUGAUUAUGUAAACAUGUCACUGUUGAGCAAACCAAUCAUUACCACGGGUUCAUCUCAUGCUUCUUCAAACCUCAAAGAUAAACAACUGUAUGCACUCGAUUUUAUGUUUGAGCGAUGGAAAAUGAGAGUUUUGCGAUUGAUGUGUGACUCUGUUGGAGAUGUGUUUAGUGAGAGGCUACAAACACAAUACACUGUGGAGACCAAAAAAAAUGAACAUCUGAAAAUGUUGAAUAAGAUGUUUUGUGCAGAUGUGGAGAGGUUAAAGGAACGAACAUUGAUGCUUAUUCAAACUCGAUUGAAUGACUUGCAAGUUGAGUUCAAAUCACCGACCACAUUACAUGCAAGAAAUGGAGAUAAUCACCACGAUACCAUUCAACAUUUACAACAACUACAUUUCCAUAUCAGUAAAAACAUCACGAAUGACACAGCAAAGUCAUCCAAUCAGAGCCUUUCAAACCACCAGCAACUGCAGAAUGUUUUACAUGAUGCUUUGUUAUAUUUGGAACAAAGUGAAAACCCUAAUAUGGAGUAUAUGAGACACGGAAACCUACAUUAUUCAAAUUCUGCUAAUAAUGAAAAGUUGUUGGGUCCGAUGCAUGGCGCUCCCGCCUCCACAUACCGACCACUGGGUGGCCUACCAGUACAGAUAGAAGCGAGUACAGGCCACCAGGCUUCAAAUUCUCCACAAUCUCCCAAAGAAACCGGCCAAACAUCAAACUCAAAAAGGAAACCUCAUAUACAUCGUCGAACGGAACUACCUGCUGAAGCAAUGCAGAUUGUGCAACAAGUGCUAGAUAACUACAGAGAGGGCAGACAAUGUUCAUUGGAAGGCAACCAGAAGAAAUUGUUAAAACAUAAAACAUUGGACCCAAAACACAAUUCAAUUCAUUCUAGUCUUGCCCCUCUUGUUAAGUUGAACACAUCAUGCGUUAGUAGUCCCGAUUUCUCACCUGUCACACCGCCGGACACUCCAUCAUUGUCAUUGGAUCCGCAAAAGGAUUCAUCUCACAUACAACAUGCAGUCAAAGUUGGACAAAGUUAUUUAUUUUCCAAACCUCCAGAUCCAACAUGUGAACCCCCUCACUUUAAUAUACAGAGUUUGGUUUACAGAGGUGGUGCCGCUCCACUGGUUUCUUCACCUUCAUCUUCUACUUCAAUAAAAUCCACAAGCACUGUAGCAAGCAACUCUAUGCACACUCCACGUGAAUAUGAAAACAUGGAAAACUCGAUUCAACCUUCCCACAAUCCCUCUGAUAUUAAGAUGAUCAAAUGUGAGCCAAUAAACACAGCAUAUAUUUCCCCUAAAGGUGGACAAAGUAUUGGAGCUGCCGGAUUUGCUGCGCCGGGAAGAGUUAACCAAACACUGCACACACAUGGUGGCCAUACAGCUUCAUUAUAUCCCCACAUACAUACGUUAAACACAAAUCCACAAUCAAUGUUCAGUAGUGGCAAUAAACAACCAUUGAUGAUGUCAGCAUUAUCAGUCACGCAUCGAGGAGGAAAUCUAACUUCCCCACCAAACCAUGAUCUUCAUACACAGGGAAGCAACCACAAUCCACAUGCUGCUUCACUUGUAAAGGGAAUCAAAACAGGUGAUUAUGAAGGAAGUUUCUCCCCACUCACACCCACCGAGACUCCAUCAACCAACUCAUCAUGUGCUGAAGCAACUUUUACUUCCAAUAUUAUUAAAACUACCUUUGUAACAUCGCAAAUUGUACAAGAAUACCCAAACAAAUCUGAUUCAUCAUUAGUUCCCGAUUCUGCCACAGAUUCCGCCCCAGAGACAGAUCAGCACAUGGAUCCACCAAAAUCAUGUGAUACCAGCAAAAAUAAUGAUUUAUCUUGUAUCACGGAUGAUGAAAGCGGUGAUGACCUCACAAUAGAUGAACAAUCAGAUGGUAAUCAGGAAGUGAUAAAUAGAAAUACUCCAUUAGAAGAAAAACAAAAGAAAACUUUAGAAAAUGAGGAUAAUGAUGUUUGUGUAAGGAUGGAGUGGCCAAAAACUAAAAAACAACUUGCAAGAAAAAGUCAAGUUGUUGUCAAAAGUAGUUCAGGUAAUCAAGAAACAAGUGAGGUUUUUAAUUCAUGUUCGUUUCAUGAUGUGAAUUUUAACCAACAAGGUACGUUGCAUUAUUUUAUACAAAGAUCAACAUAAAAAUAAAUAUUUGCUAUUUUAGUGUUCUCUUUCUGUUGUGGAACAUACAGAGAGAUUUAUGUUGAACAAUAGGUUUUAAAACAAUGCAAACUACAAAACAAAAAUAUAUUGGUUUUUAUCACAAAGCAAUGUUUCACUAGUGUAUACAAAAAAAGGAACAGUGGAAAGUUUGUUAUCUUACAAUUGUCAUUGUUUUAGAAUAAAGAAACAUUUUAAAGGAAGGAUCCAUUUUCCAAUGAUAAAUACACUCUGGAAGAAUUCGCAUUUCACCUCAAAUCCUGAUGAAUCAGGAACACGUGAUGUGUUUCUAUGCAACAUGUUAACAGCAUAAUAACCUAUAAUACUUCUCAAACUUUCUUAAGUUAUAAAAUCAAACAGAAUUUAGAUUUAACUGUUGAUGGAUUUUGAGUCGGUUUUAUUGGUUUUUGAUUGUUAUUAUUCUGUUGAAUCUUCCACAUUACAUUGUCUUCUUUGUGUAAAACAACUUUUUCUUCGGGACAAUCUGCUCUGGCCACGUUAAAUUUUUGACAACUGGCGCAUAAAUAUAGUUCCUGCUUCACUGGAAGGCGACUUAAAAACUUCUUGUGAGCUCUCAUUAAUAAUAUCCUAUAUGUGCCAACCAUUGCAUUAUAUUCAUUUAAUAAAGAGACAGAUACAGUG
Molecule: messenger RNA, 4474 nt
Organism: Ciona intestinalis (vase tunicate)
Lineage: Eukaryota; Metazoa; Chordata; Ascidiacea; Phlebobranchia; Cionidae
Source: RefSeq, a predicted model, not a curated record